This is a messenger RNA of Fimicolochytrium jonesii, 1295 nucleotides long. RefSeq lists its product as uncharacterized. The record is from RefSeq and is a predicted model, not a curated record. The transcript is spliced from 8 exons. Lineage: Eukaryota; Fungi; Chytridiomycota; Chytridiomycetes; Spizellomycetales; Powellomycetaceae. Bases 117 to 1151 code for a protein of 344 amino acids.
UGUGCAGUUGCCCUGUUAUUUUUCGACAGCUGAGCUGUCAAUUCCUAGAAAAGUGACACCUGGAAAACUGAAAGCAUCUUGAAACUGUCGCAGACCAUUUGGGCGCAAACGACGGAAUGUCAUCCCCAGCAGACGUCGAUUUCGAGGCCGCCAUCACCCUCUUGCGGGACACCUAUCGUCGCAAGUGUUCAUCAAAAGACGAUAAGAUCAGUCAAUUGUCAUCUGAGCUGAGACGAAAAGAUGCCGAGAUCAAGGAGCUUUGGGCGCGCGUGGAUGCCUUACAAGCUGAGAACGAGCAAGCAAGGCACCGGAUGGCCGAGAUGUCGAGGUCGGUUAACAAACUAGCCAACUUCAAGCAAAGCGUCAUGGCGUCGCUCGCUGCAGAAGACGCGGAAGACGUGACAUUAGCUGCCGAAAAGACACAGCCUGCUUAUCAUGUGGCCGCUGCGUCUGCGUUGAGACCGCGAAAGCGGGAUGAGCAAGUCAAUCACCGUGGGAAUGUCGGGACUCCCCGUGAUACGAAUUUGCAGGCGGAGAACGACAAUGAAAGUCUGCACGACGAGGAUGUGACGCUGGCGGAUCACGUCUCGCACCCUGAAGCAUUAUUCAACACAACACAGCUCUUCGCUCGGCGAUCGUCCUUGUCAGACGGUCUAGACGGGCGUCCCCAGACCUCCUCACAUCAUCAGCGCGAUUCAAACCCAGACGCAUCAGACGGGGAUCACCUCCCCAAUGACAAAAGCAGAACCAAAAGAGUGCUCACCACCCCGCCUCGCAAAAGCACCGUCAUAGCUGAUCGAACCGCGAACCCUGCGGCGACGUCGUCCGCAAGCGUGGCAUUCGGCAACAUCGAGAUCAUUCCGCGACCGGACUCGCCUUUCUCAACAUCGGCGACGACAACCGUAUCUGGCCAUUCUGGAGUCGCGAGCGCGCUGGGCAAUGUUGUGCCCAAUUCUGCGGAUGGGCGGGACUUCUUCAAACGGGCGAGGCAUGAGCUCAGUUAUGAUGAGUUCACCGAGUUGCUAUGGCAUGUCAAAGCGUACAAUAACCGCGAGCAAAGCCGCAAGUAUACGCUCGAGGUGCUCGAGAAACUAAUUGCAAAAAAGCAUGAGAGAUUAUACGAUUCUUUUAAAAGGCUAGUUCAAGGUUGACGCGGUGCAGACCAGCAUGACAUGUAGUGGCGUCAAUUGAUGCCCCCGUCGAGGCCCGGAGGAAAACCGUUUUCUUGCAAAACCUCCACACGAAAAGGUGGUGAUGUCAAAACGGUAUAUAUACCGUAUACAUAGGGGACGCAC